This is a messenger RNA of Chenopodium quinoa (quinoa), 1053 nucleotides long. RefSeq names its product protein ALP1-like. The transcript is spliced from 4 exons. The record is from RefSeq and is a predicted model, not a curated record. Lineage: Eukaryota; Viridiplantae; Streptophyta; Magnoliopsida; Caryophyllales; Amaranthaceae. Bases 1 to 1053 code for a protein of 350 amino acids.
AUGAUUAGAGAAAGUGACACUUUGUGUAGGAACUAUCUUCGUAUAAAUCGAUACACAUUCGGUGUACUUUUAGAGAUGGUUAGAAAUAUUGGUGGAUUAUAUGAAACAAGAAACACAUGUUUGGAAGAGAUUGUUGCGGGAUUCUUAUACACAUUAGCUCACCAUAAGAAAAAUAGAAUGAUGGGUGCACAUUUUUAUAGAAGUGGUGAAACUAUUAGUAGGCAAUUUUAUGCUUGUUUGUUAGAAAUCUUAAAGUUACAUGUUUUUCUUCUUAAGAAACCAACUCCAAUACAAGAGGAUUGCGACGAUGAAAGGUGGAAACAUUUCAAGAAUCACUUAGGUUCUCUUGAUGGUACAAUGAUUCUAGUUAAUGUUCCUUGUGAAGAUCGACCCAAAUAUCGUACUAGAAAAGGAACCCUUGCUAUGAAUGUGUUAGGAGUAUGCUCACCUGAAAUGAAAUUUACAUAUGUCUUACCUGGUUGGGAGGGAUCGGCACAUGAUGGUCGUAUUCUUCGAGAUGCUAUUUCUAGGCCUAAUGGUUUGAAAGUUCCAAAAGGUUGUUAUUAUUUAUGUGAUGGGGGAUAUACUAAUGGAGAGGGAUUUCUUGCAUCAUAUAGAGGUCACCUUUAUCAUCUUAAAGAGUGGAAUAGGGGGGCCAGACAACCAUUAACCGCCGAAGAAUAUUUCAACUUAAGGCAUGCAAAAACUAGAAAUGUGAUUGAGAGAUGUUUUGGGUUACUCAAGGGAAGAUGGGGAAUUCUUAGAAUUCCUUCUUGGUUUAGUUUACAAACACAUGGUCGCAUUGUGCUUGCAUGUGCCUUAUUACAUAACUUGGUAAAAAGAUACAUGCUUUCAGAGUUUGAUGAUGAUGACUUGUAUGAGGAAAGUAGUGACAGUGAUGGUGAUGACAGUGAUGAUGAUGAUGAUAUUGAAAGGAUGGAUGAAAGUAGUGCUAGUGGAGGUGGAAGGGGGAGAAACAAGUGGUUUUGGAAUGCUGAAGAAGAUAGGGUUCUUGUAUCAGCAUUAUCAGACUUAGCUGUUGACCCUCACUAG